AUGGUCAGAAAGAGAGAUCGAUUUUGGGAAUAUGUAGAGCUUCUGGAUGGCAAAUUUAAGUGCAAGUUUUGCGAUAGAAAAUUUGCUGGUGGUGUUCCGAGAGUUAAAUCACAUUUAUCUGGAAUUAAAGGCGGUGGUAUAGAUAUAUGCACCAAGGUCCCUGAAGAUGUUCGAAUUGCCGCUACUGAGGAAAGUCCUGGUCUUAAUAAAAGAGCGAAGGCUGAAGCCUGUUCAGGUAAGAUCGAAGAGACUUUGCUAAAAAUGCAUAUCAGUAAGGACGACGUUAUGCCGGAUAAAUUGCUCGUUAAGUUCAUCCUGUUGAAUGGUGAGGAUGUCGACAUUGUGCGGAGGCCAUCCUUCAUUGACUUUGUGGAUGCUGUGGCUAAACAUGGUUCCCAUUAUAAGUUGCCAUGUUGUUCAGUAAUCAAAACAAAGUUAGUGCCUGAUUUGGAAAAGGAAAUUGGAGAGUAUGUGGCAAAUGUGAAGAAAUCAUGGGUUAGAACUGGCUGCACACUCAUCAAUUAUGUUUGGCAGCGUGAGAAGAGAUCCUUCAUGUCUAUCUUUGCUUAUUCUAUUGAAGGAGUGGUCCUAUUGAAUGCGUUGGAAAUCCCCAGUUCUAUGUUAAUCUUCGAUUUGGUGGAAGGGAUUCCUUAUUUUGUCACUCGAGAAAUUGGAGCCAACAACGUCACGCAGUACAUAAUCCAAAAUCCAGGAGAUUGCCUUGAAUUUAUGCCAAAUGACGACCUACCCAUGUGUACGUGA
Molecule: messenger RNA, 762 nt
Organism: Eucalyptus grandis
Lineage: Eukaryota; Viridiplantae; Streptophyta; Magnoliopsida; Myrtales; Myrtaceae
Exons: 1
Coding region: 1-762 (253 amino acids)
Molecular function (GO): DNA binding
Source: RefSeq, a predicted model, not a curated record